AUGAAACACAAAGAAAGAAACAUGUAUCAAAUUGGGCAAAAAACUACCAAUAUCAAUAAAGCAUUCAUAGCCGAACAUAAUUUGCUUUAUAGAGUAGCAGAACAUCUUCCAUCACUUAUAUCUAAGAUAUGUACUGAUUCUGAAAUUGCUAAAAAUAUUCAAUGCGGCAGAACAAAGACUACUGCCAUAGUAAAAAAUGUAAUUGGUCAAUCAGGCUCCAAUACCAUCUAUGCAAUAUUAAGGUCAUCCAAAUUUUCUGUGAUCAUAGAUGAGUCAACAGAUAUAAGCACUAAAAAACAUCUAGUGAUUGUUGCCCGAUAUUUUUAUGAAAAUAAAAUUCAUGACACAUUUUUGACUUUAAUUGAAAUGAAAAGUUCUAGAACUGCCGAUAUUUACAAAGAAAUUGUUAAUUUUAACGGAUUCCGUUUUUACAAAACCUUAUUACCAUUAUUUAAUAAUUUAAAUAAGGAAAUGCAGUCUUCGGAGCCAAAGCUUUAUAUUCUUCAUUCUCGGUUGUGUAAUCUUUACAAAACCAUUUUGGAUUAUUUUGUAAAAAAAAUAUUUUAG
Molecule: messenger RNA, 567 nt
Organism: Psylliodes chrysocephalus
Lineage: Eukaryota; Metazoa; Arthropoda; Insecta; Coleoptera; Chrysomelidae
Source: the annotation of a GenBank genome assembly